This is a messenger RNA of Pistacia vera, 654 nucleotides long. Its product is annotated as thioredoxin-like protein CXXS1. The coding region runs from base 83 to 460 and encodes 125 amino acids. The record is from RefSeq and is a predicted model, not a curated record. NCBI's taxonomy places the organism in Eukaryota, Viridiplantae, Streptophyta, Magnoliopsida, Sapindales, Anacardiaceae. The transcript has 3 exons.
UGAAAGAAACUUUGUAAGUUUGUAUAUAUAUAUAUAGAACAGCCAAACCCACCAAGAAUCCAACAAGAAAAAGAAGAAAGAUAUGGAAGGACAGGAUGAACAAAACAAGUCUAGAGUUGUGAAAGUUGAUUCAGCUGAGUCUUGGGAUUUGUUUGUUUCCCAAGCCAACAAUCAAGGCUGCCCUAUUGUUGUGCACUUUACAGCUUCAUGGUGCAUGCCUUCUGUGGCUAUGAAUUCGUUUUUUGAAGAAGUCGCGGCAGCUAAUCCUGAUGUUCUGUUUCUCUGUAUUGAUGUUGAUGAAGUUAAGGAUGUGGCAUCUAAAAUGGAGGUAAAGGCGAUGCCGACAUUUGUGCUGAUGAGGGGAGGUGCUGUAGUUGACAAGCUGGUGGGUGCAAAUCCAGAAGAGAUAAGGAAAAGGAUUGAUAGUUUUGUUCAGUCCAUUCGGGUAUAUGUAGCCUAGUUGUUGGUGGUAACAUUUGUGUUGGUGUACAGUUUCGCAACAUCUUGAUUAUGUGAUUAAGUGUCUUUGAUGGUUGCCUGCAAGUGUUUGUUUUAUUGCAGUGGUGAAUUGUGUAAUAAACAGCUCUUUUACUUUUGAAUUUUGAUGCUUACACCUUUUGUGUAUAAAAGUUGAUUAUAAGUAGCUGUGUUUGA